Molecule: messenger RNA, 1151 nt
Organism: Microbotryum saponariae
Lineage: Eukaryota; Fungi; Basidiomycota; Microbotryomycetes; Microbotryales; Microbotryaceae
Source: the annotation of a GenBank genome assembly
AUGGGCAACUCGCCCAGCAAAGUCAAGAUCACGUCCCAGGACAGGUCCAUACUCGAGUCAGUCUCGCCAAGGAACCCGCAGAGUCUACUGAGCGGCCCGGGAUUUCCGUGUAUGGGGCAGUUGAGCUUAUCUCUCGGGUGAACGACUCCUUUCUUCGACUCGCUCGCCUACAGCCUCAAAUUGCAAAGGGAUAAACUGAGGCAGUUCCAACAACGGGUAAGCUAGUGUUGACCUCGAUCGAGAUCAUCCAACUCCAACUGCCCCACUCUGACCCUCUCUCUCCCAUCACCAUCACCCAGAUCCAAGUCGUCCUCCUGCGCGAAUCCGAAAUCGCCUCUCUCGCUCUCCAACGAGGCAACAGAUCCCGUGCGCUCAUCGCCCUUCGACAAAAAAAGUAUCAACAGUCCUUGUUGACCCAAACGGACCAACAAUUGGAAACGCUACAAAAAUUGGUUAGACUCCUUCUUUAUUCUGGCUCGGAUUGGAGCUUGUGGGAGGUAUUGUGUGCUCAUGCGUUGAUGUUCAACUUUCCUUUGGGGUUUUUUUUUUUCGUUUCUCCAGGUUCAAUCGAUUGAAUUCUCCUUGGUGGAACAACAAGUCCUUUUCGGUUUACAGCAAGGGAACGAAGUGUUGAAACAACUCAACCGAGAAAUGGACCUCAACAAGGUCGAGCGAUUGAUGUCGGAUACAGCGGAAGCGAUCGCUUAUCAAGAAGUAAGCGCGUUCGCGCGCCCCAGCGUUCUAAACACGCGGGGGAAUUUGUGUCCGAGUGGCCUUCGAAGCAGAACUGACUUCUUGUACUGCUGGUUUUGGUACGAUUUUGGGUGGGUGAUCAAAUAGGAGGUCAGCCAGAUCUUGUCGAGCAAGAUCACGGCCGACGAAGAGGACGAGGUUUUGGCCGAACUCGAAGCGUUACAAGCCGAACAAGUACACCUUUUUGUUCUUCUCAAAGAAAGCCUCUACUUUGAAUCUCAUCAACUCACACGCUUCCCUCCCUUACCCAGAUACGUCAAAAAGUCAACCUCCCCAACGUACCUACAACUAUUCCACCCGAACCAACUCGGGUCCACGUCGAUCCGACCACAGAGGAAGAGGAACCCGAACCGGAAGCGGAACGGCAGAAAGAACGCCGUCAAGCCAUGCUGGCUUGA